AGCUGCCACGGAUGGGACUGCCGUGGCAACUUUCGGGCACUUUCCCACCUAAAAACCGAGAAACAAACGCGCCCUAAGUUGCUCAGGCCGAGCAUGUAGGCUUAUGUUCGUACUACGAGCUACUCGUGAUUAUUUCAAUCUUUGUCAUCCGUUUUAUUGAAUACACGUGGAUCCAAAAGGAGCUCACCCGAUGUCCUCUCUUCCAUCCAUCGCCCAAACCCAUCCCUCCUCCAACCUGCAGGCUCUCUUCUUCUCUUCUGCCGAUGCUGUCGAUUUCAUCAAUUCCUGUGGCGGCCGAAGAGACCUCAAGCUCGUCACCUCUCUCCACGGCGCCAUUGCGAAAUCUGGCCUCCUAAGCUCCAACCUCUGCGUUGCCAACUCCCUCCUCGAUGCCUAUGCAAAAUGCGGCAGCCUGGUCUGCGCUCGCAAGGUGUUUGAUCAAAUGCCUAAAAAAGAUAUCAUCUCUUGGGCAUCUUUGAUUUCUGCCUACUGUAGUAAUAGGUCGCCUGGCUCUGCUCUUUCCGUCUUCUUGGAUCUACUUUCGGACGAAAACUCCCUUACCCCUAAUGAAUUCACCGUCGCCGCAGUCAUAAAAUCCUGUGCUUUGCUAGCUGAUGAGAAGUUGAGCGGAGCAUUGCACGGCUACGUCAUAACUAAUGGGUUCUCUGGUGAUGCCUUCGUGUCCAACUCUUUGAUCAAUAUGUACACAAAGCUUGGUUUGAUAUCACACGCUGAGAAAUUUUUAUAUGGGUUGAGUUGCAGAGAUGUGGUCUCUUGGAGUUCGCUAAUUUCAGGUUGCGUGCUUGCCGAAACGUUUGAAAAGGCCUUAGUUCUGUUCUCUUUGAUGUUAGAAGAUAAUGUCCAGCCAAAUUUGGUGACGUUGCUGAGCAUUAUUCGCGAUUGUUCGUUGACGGGUGAGCAUCAAAACUUCGGUUGCGUCCACGGCUGGGUUUUGAAAUUGGGAUUGGUCUCAGCAUCUGCACUACCCAAUUCUCUUGCGGAGAUGUACUCUAAGAAUGGGUUUGUUAACGAGGGCUUGAAGAUUAUGACUUCGACCGGCGUCGAGUGCUUAGAUCCUGAUGCCAUCGCAGCCCUCAUUCAUGGUUGCACCGUUUCAGGAUCCUUCAGUUGUGGAGAACAACUCCAUGGGCUACUGAUGAAGUCCGGCUUCUUUCCGUGCGUUAUCAUAGAGAACUCUCUCAUUGAUUUCUAUGCUAAGAAUGAACGUGUUUCUUCUGCAAAUUCAAUAUUCAAUCAAAUGGAAAGCAGAGAUAUAGUAUCUUGGAACACGAUGAUUUCAUGCUUUAUUAAGAAUGAUCGUGCAUUUGAAGCCUUAGAACAUCUAACUGAGCUCCACAGCAUUAACAGAGGCGAUCUAGCGCCAGACUCCAUUUCAAUACUGUGCUCGAUUCAGGCUUGUUCUGAGCUUGCAAAUCUGCAACAGGGAAAAAUACUCCACGCAUAUUCAAUUAAAUCAGGCUUCAACUCCGAUAUUUUCAUCUGUAACGCUCUCAUUGACAUGUAUGCAAAAUCAGGCAGGCUCGAUUUUGCCAAACAAGUAUUCAAAGAUGCAGAUCCAAAGGACAUCGGUUCAUGGAAUUCAAUGAUCCAAGCGUAUGGAAUCCAUGGAGACGGCCGCUCAGCUCUAAACCUCUUCACUCAACUCAAAAAACUCGGACAACGCACGCCCAACGCCAUAACAUUCACAAACAUCAUCUCAGCUUGCAGUCACUCGGGAUUAACAAAAGAAGGCAUCAAUUGCUUUGACAUGAUGCAAACUGAAUACAACAUCAAACCAAAUAUGGAUCAUUACGGUUGUAUGGUCGAUCUUUUGGGUAGAUCAGGAAAGCUCGAAGAAGCGGAGAAAUUCAUUGAUAACAUGCCGAUUGAUGCCAGUUCGGAUGUCUGGGGGGCUUUACUGGGUGCUUGUGGUGUUUUUGGUCAUGUUGAGAUUGCGGAGAGAGCAGCAGAGAAGUUGGCAGUUUUGGAGCCUGAUGGUUUAGUCUGGAGAGUGGCAUUGUCGAAUGUGUAUGCGAAUGCGAGGAGAUGGGUGGAUGUCGGUAGUUUGAGGAAGGAGAUGAAGAGGGGAGGCUGGACGAAGGAGGCGGGAUGGAGUUUGGUUGAAGUGGAGGGAAAGGGGAGGUUUAAGUUUGUUGUGGGGGAUACUAGGCAUUUUGAAAGUGAGAGGAUUUAUGAGGUGUGGAGGAGUUUCAAGGAGCAUAGUAUAGAUGUUCAUUAGUUGAGAGGACAGAGUGAAAACUUAUGUGGAGGUGUCUAAAUCUUGUUCGAACAUUGUUCAGGACAAAUGUCUUAACUAUUAGUGUUUCAGUAAAAUAAACUAAUUUGUGACUGUCAAGUAUCAUUUCAAUUUGAGGAUACAACUCUAUGA
This is a messenger RNA of Asparagus officinalis (garden asparagus), 2389 nucleotides long. RefSeq names its product pentatricopeptide repeat-containing protein DOT4, chloroplastic-like. Bases 191 to 2239 code for a protein of 682 amino acids. Gene Ontology annotation, molecular function: RNA binding; protein binding. The transcript has 2 exons. The record is from RefSeq and is a predicted model, not a curated record. Lineage: Eukaryota; Viridiplantae; Streptophyta; Magnoliopsida; Asparagales; Asparagaceae. Gene Ontology annotation, biological process: RNA modification.